CGCGGGAGGCCAGUGGGCUGAGGAGCCCCCAGCGUCCUUUGGAGAGGCCAUGGACUCCCUAGUCGAGCCUCGGUGGCCUCCGGGCCUGGAAGUCAUGAAGACAGUAGAUGACUUGCUGCGGUGUGGCAUUUGCUUUGAGUAUUUCAACAUUGCCAUGAUGAUUCCUCAGUGUUCACAUAACUAUUGUUCUCUCUGUAUAAGAAAAUUUUUGUCCUAUAAAACACAGUGUCCAACUUGUUGUGUGACAGUCACAGAGCCAGACCUGAAAAAUAACCGCGUAUUAGAUGAACUGGUAAAAAGCUUGAAUUUUGCACGGAAUCAUUUGUUGCAGUUUGCCUUAGAGUCACCACCCAUUUCUCCUGCUUCCUCCUCUUCAAGAAACCUUGCCGCCAAAGUACACACUCCUCAAAGUACACACAGACAGUCUUUAAAGCAAGGAAGCAGGUUAAUGGAGAAUUUCCUGAUUAGAGAAGCUGGUGGUUCUACAUCAGAGUUGUUGAUAAAUGAGAAUGAAAGCAAACUCAGCCUUCAAAAAGAGGUGAGCACUUCUGCCAAGACCAAAGAGACACCUUCUUUAGAAAAGACACCUUCAGGCAUCUCGGAUGCUGAUGUUCCUGAGGCACCCUCUACAUCGACUUUGAAACAGGUUCCUAAAGUGGAAUGUCCUGUUUGCGGGGUUAGUAUUUUAGAAGAUCACAUCAAUAAGCAUUUGGACAACUGUUUAUCACGUGAAGAGAAGAAGGAAAGCCUCAGAAGUUCUGUUCAGAAAAGGAAGCCGCUGCCCAAAACUGUAUAUAACUUGCUAUCAGAUCGCGAUUUAAAGAAAAAGCUAAAAGAGCAUGGAUUAUCUAUUCAAGGAAAUAAACAGCAGCUCAUUAAAAGGCACCAAGAAUUUGUACACAUGUACAAUGCCCAGUGUGAUGCUCUGCAUCCUAAAUCAGCUGCUGAAAUAGUUCAAGAAAUUGAAAAUAUGGAGAAGACUAGGAUGCGUCUUGAAGCUAGUAAACUCAAUGAAAGAAUAAUGGUUUUUACGAAAGACCAAACAGAAAAGGAAAUAGACGAAAUUCACAGUAAAUAUCGUAAAAAACAUCAGAGUGAAUUUCAGCUUCUGGUGGAUCAGGCCAAAAAAGGAUACAAGAGAACUGUUGAAAUGUCAAAAGAAAAAGUAACAAAAAAAGAAGAUGAAUCUACAGAAAAGCUCUUCUCUGUCUGCAUGGAACAAGAAGAUGAUAAAAUGAAAUUCUCAGCUGUGCCCUUGGUAAUAAACCACCUCCCCCCGGAGAGACUGGAGCCCGAUAGACCCGAUGACUCUUCUAGUUGUACUGAUAUUCAGGAAGACGCUCUUUCUUCAUCCGAAUCCGAUUCAUUCCAUAGGUGAGGCCAUUGAGACUUGGAAAGAUUAAGCAGUUUGCCCAAGAUUAUACAAUAAGUGACAGAAACAGGACUGCAACCUUGACUUUGACACUAGAACUUGUGCUUUCUCCCUCUGAAUAGUAUUACCAAUCAUACUGAGGUAUUUGGCAUAUUACCUUUCCGCUUUGUUGGUAAAAUCUUGACUAAUGGAAUGAAAUGAGAUGCUACAAAAGAAAUAUGUAAAAAGUGUUUUUCUUUGUCUGAUAAGAUGUGCUACACUUUUGGUCAGAAUGACAAAAGUAAAAUAUUUUAAGGAAGACCACUGAGGCCAGAGACCAACUGAUUCAGCCAACCAACAAAAACCAGUUUAGCUUAUCUUCUGAAACCUUGAGCUGAAAAUAGGUCUAAUUGGUAUGAAAUAUUAAGUGUGGUUGACCUCUAGAACCUUCCUUAACAUAGGUUGGGAAUUCUAUAGACUUCAGGAUUCAUAUUUAUUUGCCAAUGAGUCUUUCUCACAUGUAUUUAAUCUGUAUAAUAAUAUCCACUGUAGCCUAGGGAGCAUAAUAUGAACACCGUUCUGUAGGGAGCUGUAACUUCCAUGUACCAGACCUCGGAUUCAUCUAGCUUCUUAAAGUCUGGUCUACCAGAAUGUUCCAAACCAAAAUACAGAAGCUACAAUGUACUCUGAAAACAGUCCUUGUCCAAGACUUAAAAGCUGUGGCUAUGUAGAUUUAUGCAUGCUCUGACCCUAGGUUGACCAGAGUGAGUAUUUCCUCCUGUGGGGGACUUUUUAGAUGUCUUAUAAGUAUAUUAAAAGAAUUACUUUAUCUUCAAGGCAUAUUAAAAUGACUAAGACUUCAAAAAUACUAAUCACUUCUGUACACAGGGGAGUGAUCUGAGAGAUAAUGUUAGUACCACUGACUGUUAGGCCCCGUAGUCUAAGUCUCUUUGUAAAACUGUAUUUAUGAGAAACUAUGUUUAAUUUCAGUAAUGUGGCUUUUGAGUAGAAUAUAGUAAGUACACACUUUAAAAAGGAACCAUUCUGCUUGGUAUUUUAAUUGUAUUGGUAUCAGUGUUUCUCUUCUCAAUGGU
This is a messenger RNA of Miniopterus natalensis, 2445 nucleotides long. RefSeq names its product RAD18 E3 ubiquitin protein ligase (gene RAD18). Gene Ontology annotation, biological process: protein monoubiquitination; DNA damage tolerance. Gene Ontology annotation, molecular function: ubiquitin protein ligase activity; single-stranded DNA binding. The record is from RefSeq and is a predicted model, not a curated record. Gene Ontology annotation, cellular component: nucleus; Rad6-Rad18 complex. NCBI's taxonomy places the organism in Eukaryota, Metazoa, Chordata, Mammalia, Chiroptera, Miniopteridae.